This is a messenger RNA of Rubroshorea leprosula, 1222 nucleotides long. Lineage: Eukaryota; Viridiplantae; Streptophyta; Magnoliopsida; Malvales; Dipterocarpaceae. The record is from the annotation of a GenBank genome assembly.
AAACAAUUAGUCAACUUGACACCUUUCCUCAAUGGCUAAGAAAAUGAAGGGUUCUUCAGACCUGGACUUCAUUUCAAUUCCAUAUUUCCCACUCACAAGCCUAUAAAUACAACUAUUAGUCCAUCUCCUCAGCAUAUCCAACUCUUGUGCCAAACCAGAAGUGAUAAAAAUCAGGAGUUAUCAGAGAAUGGAGAAAAAAAGACAAGAAAGCUGGUUCCGAAGGCAGAUUUCGGGCCUAAAAGGUAAAGAUAAUCGUCCAAGAGAAGGAGCCUUUGAAGCAGCAGUUGCAGCAGCUGCAUUUGCUAUUCAAUCAGUGGAAGAAUCUAAAACCCCUAACUACAAGACCAGAAAUGGACGACUGCCUAAUUCUAAUAGAGUAAUUAGGCAAUUCUCACACAAGAAAACAAAUAAUUCAGGUGAAACUUCAAACUGGAAAUCAAUGGAACAGAAUAAGGAAGGAAAGAGAGUUUCUUGGACUGAGAAAUUAAAGCUUAAGUCUUCCCUUAAGGCAGCAAAAUCAGUUGAUUCUUCAAAGAAAGAUGGAUGGUGAGCAUUCAACAACUUGAAAUCAACAAUAACAAAAGCUAGUAUUAACAGUUUUCUGCUCUUUCCAUUAUCUUCAUGAACUUGGUCAGGUAUGAGAAGCUGCAAUCACUUCUUCAUUGGGGAAAAUAAGAGAUGGUUAUACGUAGAAUAUGUACCAAAACAAAUGAUACAUCAUAAACCAUAGUUGUACUAAAAAAUCAGACUUAACUGUAUUCCAUCUGGAUUCCAUCCCUGAUAACCAAAUUGUUUUUCCCUUUUUUGUUUUUAAAUCCUCAUCUAAUGUUCUUCUUCAAGAUGUGGGUGAAGUAGACACAACACUUAAAACAUGGCAUUGAUAGAAAUGGAACAUUUCAUGCAGUUGAUUUGAAGGGGUGGAAACACAUCUUGCUUGAAAGGAAAUGGUACAUUCAUCCUAACCACACCAAUUUCCAGUGCUUCCAUCAGAUUCUUCUGUGUGCCAACUCUUUAUCUCCCACCAAGGACCAAAGGAUCAUCGUCUCAUCACAAUCAAAUCACCAGGGAAUAAUUGGCUUUGGAAAAUAUAUCACCAAGGAUCUUAAUAUGCAUCACAUAAAUGAUGCGGUGGUCACAGCCUUAAGGGGACCAUAAGAUCAUCCCAAAUGACAUUCCACUACACUCCCAUUUACAGUUGAUAUUAUAAACACCCAAUUUUGCU